Molecule: messenger RNA, 2275 nt
Organism: Anopheles bellator
Lineage: Eukaryota; Metazoa; Arthropoda; Insecta; Diptera; Culicidae
Product: pancreatic lipase-related protein 2
Exons: 6
Coding region: 358-1980 (540 amino acids)
Biological process (GO): lipid metabolic process
Molecular function (GO): triacylglycerol lipase activity
Source: RefSeq, a predicted model, not a curated record
CGGAGGAUCUCGUGCCGCCCCGGCUGCCGAUGUGUUGUUGUGCAAUGAAUUCGAAACCAUUGGCAUAACCAAUCGACUGGCAGCGUUACGGCAAGAUCGGUAGGCUUCAAUAGGAAGCGUAGGAAGUACCGGGAGUGGCUGGUAGGCCUACUUAGCCCUUAUCAACAUCCUCUUGUAAACGAGCUCUUCCUUCGAAUCGAAAAACAGCUCGCGCAAUCUCGCGCAGCAGCAGCUGUUAGUGACAAGAGCAGAUGCGACGCCACACCAUACGUUCGUCCUUAGUUGUGCGGCGAACGGCGUAGCGAGCUGUGCGCCAUCUCUGUGUGUAGUACGCCCGACGAAUCCACGCCAUCAACCAUGGAGAUCAGCAACAGCACCGGCUUUCUGCUGCAGACGAUCCUGUUUCUGGCGAACCACCAGUACAACAACUCACUGAUCAACCUGAUCCAGAACCGCACGCUCAGCGCCGAGAGCAACGCCACCACGGGAGAGCUUUCGGUGCCGGAAGAUGUGCGCUGCUACGGUGUCUACGGGUGCUUCCCGAUCACCUACCCGUGGAUCGACGAGAAGCGUCCGGUCGCGUACCACCCGCAGUCACCGACGCAGGUGGACGUGCGCUACCCGGUGUUCGUGAAGUCACACACGUUCCACCCCAACUACAUCGAGCUCAACGAGCCGGCCAAAGUGCGGCGGCUCGGCAUCCAUCCGAAGGGGCGCAUCUACUUCAUUACGCACGGCUACAUCGAGUCCGGUGAUCGACCUUGGAUUCAGCAGAUGGUACACGCGCUGCUGGACAAUGACCCCGACCAGACGGCGACCUGUAUCGUGAUCGACUGGCGCAAAGCAUCCAACCCACCGUACACGCAGACCUGCGCCAAUAUACGCCUGAUCGGCGCCAUCACGGCACACGUCAUCUAUAUGCUCUACGUCGAGCUCGGAAUGCGGGACCUGGACAGGGUGCACCUGUUGGGCCACUCGCUCGGGUCGCACCUGUGCGGCUACACCGGCUACUACUUGCAGAAGGACUUUGGGCUACAGCUCGGGCGCAUCACUGGCCUGGACCCGGCCGAACCACUGUUCUCCGACACGGACCCCCUGGUGCGGCUCGAUCGAAGCGACGCCAAGUUCGUGGACAUCGUCCACUCGGACGCGUCCGAGUGGGUCAGCAAGGGUGGCCUCGGGAUGUACCAGCCGAUCGGGCACGUCGACUUCUACCCGAACGGGGGUUACAACCAGCCCGGCUGCAACGAUCCGAUGACCAAGUUCAUUCGCAAGCACGACGAAUCGUUCUUCUGGGGUUUCCAGGAGUUUUUCGGCUGCAACCACCUGCGGUGCCACCAGUUCUUCACCGACAGCGUGGUGCACCGGUGCCCAUUCGUGGGGAUCGGCUGCGAGUCUUACGCCAAGUUUCGGCAGGGCGAGUGCUUCGAGUGCGACCGGGACGGCCACUACUGCAUCGAGUUCGGGCUGGGGGCCCGCGACAGCUACACGCGGCUCGUCGAGAACGGUAUCAUCGUUAACCAGCAGGCCCCGCUGAGCGUGUACAUGAUUACGGGCGAAGAGCCACCGUACUGUCGGUCCCACUACCGGGUGAUGCUGCGGGUUUCGGACGCCGACGAGAGCCUGAUCCACGGUGGCGAGAUCGGCAAGAUGUCGCUCGAGCUGCACGGGCAGGCGAACCGGCGCUCGGGUAGGAUGGACUUUUCGCAGGAUCCGGUGUACUUCGAGCCGGGCCAAAACUACUCGGCCAUCAUGGCCGGCGCGGAUGUCGGGGUGCCGCUGAAGGCGAUGCUCAGCUGGGGCUACCGAACCAACCCACUCAACCCGCUGACCUGGCGGCUGCUGGCGUCGCCGCGCGUCUACGUACAGGAGAUGGUCAUCCAGCUGCUGGAGGCACGCACUAGCGUGCGCUUCUGCCCGCUCAACCAACUGCCCGUGCUGGCAGACGCGGACAACGAGCUCAGAAGUGACUACUGCUAGUCGUCGAAGGUUCGAAGUACAAUCGAAUCGAGAAUCCGUGCAGCUACCGACUUGAGACUAGCCGUGCCGUGCGCGCAUGCAGGUGCUCUUCUAGAUUCCAAGUCAGCUUUCAACUCGAAGAUCCUCCGCAAUAUUCGGCGUUUGUUCCACGCGAACUCGCGAAACUACCGAAAUCACCUGUGCGUCCAAAGGUCGUAGUGUUCGGUUGAAGUGAGUGAGCCACACAACUGGCUGCUAGAUUCCCUAUUGCUAUUUUUAAAAUGCUAAAUAAAUGCUAAAUUUUUAAUAUAUGAAA